Molecule: messenger RNA, 2253 nt
Organism: Gastrolobium bilobum
Lineage: Eukaryota; Viridiplantae; Streptophyta; Magnoliopsida; Fabales; Fabaceae
Exons: 18
Coding region: 74-1975 (633 amino acids)
Cellular component (GO): mitochondrion; cytoplasm
Molecular function (GO): oxidoreductase activity, acting on the CH-OH group of donors, NAD or NADP as acceptor; zinc ion binding
Source: RefSeq, a predicted model, not a curated record
AAAAAGACCUGAUUUAUCAAUCUAUUGUUUUCCUUAAACCGUUCAUAACAGCGACCGCAGAAGAAGAACGAUAAUGGAGAUCAAACCUGGUUUGUCAGCACUCGUCACUGGAGGUGCCUCUGGAAUCGGCAAAGGUCUAGUCCUUGCUCUUGCAGAGAAGGGUAUAUUUAUCACAAUUGUCGAUUUCUCUGAGGAAAAGGGAAGAGAAGUCGCAACCCUUGUUGAGAAAAUUCACACCAAGUUUCAUUCCAAGUUAAAACAUCCAUCUGCAAUGUUUGUAAAAUGUGAUGUGACUAAAGCAAGGGAUCUUGCUGCUGCAUUUGAGAAGCACUGUUUGACAUAUGGAGGACUAGACAUUUGUAUUAACAGUGCAGGGAUUGGUAAUCCUAUACCCUUUUAUAAGGAUCAAACGGAUGGUACUCUUUCAUGGAGACACACUGUUAAUGUGAAUUUGACUGCUGUUAUUGACUGCACUCGCCAUGCUAUUAAAAUCAUGGAAGCUGCCAAAAGGCCUGGUGCGAUUAUCAAUGUAGGUUCUGCUUCUGGUCUUUAUCCAAUGUAUGCUGACCCUAUUUAUAGUGGCUCUAAAGCUGGUGUUGUUAUGUUUUCUAGAGCACUUCGUCUGUACAAACGUCAAGGAAUUCGAGUCAAUGCGCUUUGCCCUGAGUUUGUUGAAACUGAUAUGGGCUUAAAGAUGGAUCGCAAUUUCAUCACUUUGAUGGGAGGCUUUAUACCUAUGGAAACGGUGGUGAAAGGUGCUUUUGAGCUCAUUACGGAUGAGAGUAAAGCUGGUCAUUGCCUAUGGAUUACUAUUCGUCGAGGUAUGGAGUACUGGCCCACCCCUUCAGAAGAAGCAAAGUACAUGAUAGGUUCUUCACGUUUUAAGAGAAGAUCCGAAUUCAAAGCUCCAUCAAUUAAACUCCCCGAGAGUUUUGAGAAAAUGUUAGUUCAGACCUUGACUCACAACUUUCGGAAUGCUACUAGCAUAGUGAAAACAUCACUGAGAUUUCCUGUCAAACCAAACCAUGUUCUUGUGAAGAUAAUUUAUGCUGGCGUAAAUGCUAGUGAUGUAAAUUUUAGCUCAGGCCGAUAUUUUGGUGGCAACAACAGUGAUACUGCUGCUCGUCUUCCAUUUGAUGCAGGAUUUGAGGCAGUAGGAAUAAUUGCAGCAGUUGGGGAUUCUGUUACUGACUUGAAAGUUGGUAUGCCUUGUGCAUUCAUGACUUUCGGAGGCUAUGCUGAAUUCAUAAUGAUUCCUUCAAAACAUGCCCUUCCAGUGCCUAAACCAGAUCCAGAAGUUGUUGCCAUGCUUACAUCAGGAUUAACAGCCUCAAUUGCUCUUGAAAAGGCAGGACAGAUGGAAUCGGGAAAGGUGGUCCUUGUUACUGCUGCGGCAGGAGGAACUGGGCAAUUUGCUGUUCAGCUUGCAAAGUUAGCAGGAAAUACAGUGGUGGCAACUUGUGGAGGUGGGGCAAAGGCCAAGCUUCUGAAAGAGUUGGGAGUUGACAGAGUCAUAGACUAUCAUAGUGAAGAUAUAAAAACUGUUCUAAGGAAAGAGUACCCGAAAGGUAUUGACAUCAUCUAUGAGUCUGUUGGUGGUGACAUGUUAAGCUUGUGCUUGAAUGCUUUGGCAGUCCAUGGACGACUCAUUGUUAUUGGCAUGAUUUCUCAGUAUCAAGGAGAUAAUGGUUGGACGCCAUCAAAUUACCCUGGAUUGUGCGAGAAGAUCUUGGCCAAGAGCCAAACUGUGGCUGGCUUUUUCCUGGUGCAAUAUAGUCACAUGUGGCAAGAACAUCUUGACCGACUAUUUAAUCUUCACUCUAUAGGAAAGCUAAAGGUUGGUGUUGAUCCGAAGAGAUUUAUAGGCCUGCAUUCUGUUGCAGAUGCUGUUGAGUAUCUCCAUUCAGGCAAAAGUGUUGGGAAGGUUGUAGUCAGCGUGGACCCAACUUUCCUUCAUCAAGCUGCCAAAUUAUAAGUCACAACACAUGUCAAAUGAUUUCACACAUGUGAUAUUCCCUCAGUUUCAAAUGCAGAAAGAAGUUAAGCUAGCAGCUCUUGUCCAAAUAUUGUUGUCAAAUGAUACUAAAAAUUAGCUGCAUCAGCUCAACAUCAUUGCUGAAAUAUUCUCAAUGCUUUUUUUAUUUUUGGGUUAAUAAUGCCAUUGUGAGCGUUAAAAAUCAGUAAGAAAAACAGAAUAAGGUAUAUCAAGUUUACGUUUACACUGUAAAGCACCUUUAUUUGCUUUUUUGAAAC